Molecule: messenger RNA, 3210 nt
Organism: Trichogramma pretiosum
Lineage: Eukaryota; Metazoa; Arthropoda; Insecta; Hymenoptera; Trichogrammatidae
Gene: Pgant2
Product: polypeptide N-acetylgalactosaminyltransferase 2-like
Exons: 10
Coding region: 368-2101 (577 amino acids)
Cellular component (GO): Golgi apparatus
Source: RefSeq, a predicted model, not a curated record
UUUCGACAGUCUGCAAGCUACGAUUAUCCAGAUAUUUAAUUUGGUCACGAUGUAGUUAAAUUAAUGGUUUUUACAAUAAAAGGGCAAAAAUGUUUGUUCUCAAGCACUCGAAACGAAGGUUAUAGUAUUUUCGACACCAUAGUUCUAGUUCUUAUCAUCGUCAUCAUUAGUUCAUAUCCUGUCUCUAAGUGGAGUAAUGAAUUCGUGAUGCAGUGCAAUUAUCAAGUCAUAGUUCCAAGUUGGAAGCAACAAUCGAAGGCUGCAGCGGAGUCUAAUUCAUUACUACCUUACUUUUGGGGGUAGCUAUUGCCAGAAGGUUAAACACCGGCCACAGCUGUCAAAGGCUCUUUUUAGUAUUAUCAUCACGAUGAGGCGCAACAUCAAGAUUGUUUUGCUAUUAUCCUGCGCUUGGAUGUUUGGCUUUGUUUACUAUUACCACGCCAUGCGAGACAACAAGAAUGAAAAUAAAGCUCUUCGUUUGAAAGAAUCAGUUACUUCGGGACAAGCGUUAGGAAGUUCUAUGUACGUUGAUGCCGCUAUAGCCGUUCCUGAAGCCGAAACUGUUGCUACCAUUGUUUCUUCGGAAUCCACACGUACUUCAACUACAGAUCUUCGAGUUACUUGGAAUUACUUCGAUGAGCAAAGAUACAUUUCAAGAGGUGGAUUACGAGUCGGAGAAGAUCCAUACGCUAGAAAUAAAUUCAACCAGGAAGCCUCAGAUGGUUUACCAAGCAAUCGAGAUAUCCCGGACACACGCAGUCCAAUGUGUCGAUUGAAACAGUGGCGGCAAAACGUAUCACCAACCUCAGUAAUUAUAACAUUCCAUAAUGAAGCUAGAUCCACUCUGCUCCGAACAAUAGUAAGUGUAUUAAAUAGAAGUCCAGAGCAUUUAAUCAAAGAAAUUAUAUUAGUAGAUGACUUUAGUGAUCAUCCUGAGGAUGGAGAGGAAUUGGCUAAAAUUCAUAAAAUAAAAGUAAUCAGAAAUGAAAAACGCGAGGGUCUUAUGAGAUCAAGAGUGAAAGGAGCCGAUGCUGCGUCGGCAGAAGUACUUACAUUUUUAGAUUCCCAUUGUGAGUGCAAUGUCAACUGGUUAGAGCCGUUACUUGAGCGCGUUGCUGAAGACCCCACUCGAGUAGUUUGCCCCGUUAUCGAUGUCAUAAGCAUGGAUAAUUUCCAAUAUAUAGGUGCUUCAGCUGAUCUAAGGGGUGGGUUUGAUUGGAGUCUUGUGUUUAAGUGGGAGUACUUAAGUCAAGCAGAACGUCAAGUGCGACAAAAAGAUCCAACACAAGCCAUUAGAACACCUAUGAUAGCCGGUGGUCUUUUCGUUAUCAGUAAAGCAUACUUCGAAAAACUUGGAAAAUACGAUACUCAAAUGGAUGUUUGGGGCGGUGAAAAUCUUGAAAUAUCAUUUCGAGUAUGGCAAUGCGGAGGCAGCUUAGAAAUCAUUCCAUGCUCAAGAGUUGGUCAUGUUUUUCGCAAGCGACACCCUUACUCGUUCCCAGGAGGUAGUGGAAACGUUUUCGCACGCAACACUCGACGAGCUGCCGAAGUUUGGAUGGAUGACUAUAAACAGUUUUAUUACAACGCUGUGCCCCUGGCACGCAAUAUACCGUACGGAAACAUUCAAAAUAGAUUAGAAUUGAAACGUCAUUUGCAUUGUAAACCAUUCAGUUGGUAUCUUAAGUAUGUGUACCCUGAGUUGAUAAUUCCAACGAGUGAAGGAGGACCUGGAGGAUCUUUAAAACAAGGUACAGCUUGCUUGGAUAGUAUGGGCCAUCUUUUAGAUGGUAGUGUCGGUCUUUAUCCUUGCCACGAUACUGGCGGUAAUCAAGAAUGGAGUUUAACGAAAGACGGACUUAUAAAGCAUCACGAACUAUGUCUAACACUACCAGUUUACGCGAAAGGAACAACUUUGCUGAUGCAAAUUUGCGAUGGCAGUGAGAACCAACGAUGGCGUUACCUAGAAGGUGGUCUGAUUCGACAUGCUCGUAUUCCUGUGUGCUUGGAUUCACGUCAUCAUGCACAGCGUGGUCUCACUGCCGAGAAGUGUGAUUCAAAUACUGAAAGCCAACACUGGCAUCUUUACAAUCAUGUACGUUAAUUUUGAUAGCUCCAAAGUCGUCAAAAAAAAUAGUUCGCACUGCGGUUCAUAUAAUUCAAUGGCUCUUUUCUCGAUUACUCAACUACCUAAUCAUGUAGAUAGGAAAAAAGUCGUUAUUUUGAAGUAAAUACUAAAAACUCAGAAAAUAAAUUAAGUGUACGUAAAAAAAUUAGUCAUCUCUAGAGUCUUAGGAUUCUAUUUGAUUUCAUCUGUUACUGUAUGUUGAAAUAGAAUUUUUUUUUAUUCAAUUGCAAAAGAUUUGCCAAAAGUCCACGUGAAAGCGUGGGGUCCGUAAGAAAAGUAUUUAUAGUAAGUUUUCUUAGUUUCAAGCCCAUUGGCGGGUACUCCUCUCAACAAUUUUCACUAUAGGGAUCCGGGGCUAGAUAAAUCUCGUUUUCUGCAACUUCAAUUGAAUAUUUUUCUCAAAGACUCUUUUGUUUUUUUCUUAUGAUAUUUUCUAAGGCUUUUUAGAGAAAAAUUUAGAAAAAGUUUCAGAAAACAAAAUUGAAGUGUACGCUGUUCAAACGUAUUUCAAGAAAUUGAUUAAAAUUUUUACGCUAUUUUUGGGUUCUUCUCAAGUUUUGUAAAAAGAAAUUGUACUUUGAUAUGAAAUUAAUUUAUGCAUUUUAUUUAUGAGAGUUUACAAUAAGUAAAUUGUAAAAAAUAAAACCACUAUGAAUGUUUUUCUCUGCAUGGCCCAUGAAUCGUACCUGGACUAUUUUGGUAUUACUAACUGCAGUCUGUACAAAUAAAGAAUUCACUAAUUAUAAAAUUAAAAAUUACUUCCAUGCGCUAAAAUAAUGUUUGGAUUUAAUUUGAUAUGUAAAUAUACAUCUAUUUAAUAUUUAUUUAUUCAUUUUUUUGACUCGUGCGUAAGAUAAAGAAUUAUAAACAUACCUGAGAAACCUGAAUGCUAAAUACAGUAACUGCCGCGUUAGACCGAUGUAUUAGACCGCUAAAUAACAGUAUUGUAAGAAAAAUGAGAAUGUUAUAUAGGAAACAGAUUCGUUGUAAUACGUCUUAUUUUUAUUUUGUAUAAAAAUACAUAAUCAAGUCUUAAGUUCUUUUGAGAAAGAUUCUUCCAAUAAUAAUUUAAGAAAUGUUAAUUC